UACAAGCAAAUCUGCUUUCGAAGAAGUGCACAACCCAACUCAGAUAACGACAAGCACGUUGCAUAAGGCCUUGCAUCAAUGCAGCAUGGAUUACACAUGCAAUUACAUUGUUAAGGAUGUUAAGAGCCACACUUAUAAUAGAUUUAAAGAUGAGCAAGAGAUCCCGGCUGAAAGAUCGAACUUUGUUAUAUGGUCAAAGAAACAAGCAACAAGAGGCGUUCCAGGGAAUAUCGCUUAUAAGAAACCGUCCUCGCAUUCAUCCGCUAAUGAAUAUGGUGGAAUUACAUUUGUUGCCAGCUUUGGAAAUGACGGUGACAGAACUGGAGACUGGCAGCGAUGCAGUAUCACCAAAAAAGACAUGGCACCCUGGUGGCAAGUGGACCUGACAAGGCAAGCUGCGGUCGCAAGUGUCCAAAUAAGAAAUGGCGCAGCUUGGGAUCCUCACAGAAUCAAUCCAUUCGAUGUCAGUGUUGGGGAUGAUAGAUCAAGUGGCGGACGAAACAAUGCGCUUUGCGUGAAAGAUGGAAGGUUGGCAAGUGGUGAAUUGAAAAAGUUCGAUUGUCCAAGGCCUUUGCUUGGUCGGUAUGUGACUGUGUUCUUGAACAGGCAAGAAUAUCUUCAAGUAUGUGAGCUUGAGGUUUACGAAUUUCAAACAGAAUGGUUCGUAUAAAGCAUCGUUUAAUGUUUUUUCAUGUUCGAUAUUGAUUGUUCUAUAUGUUCUGUAAACAGUCUGUAACAAUAGCUUAAUAUACCUUAAUUGUAAUGAGAAGGCUAUUCAGCUCAACUUUUACUUUCUCUGGAUGUCGCUGACUUAAUUUCGCUUAUGUAACAUUGGUUGUUGAAUUAUCUCCUAAAGUCCUGCUAACACAGAAGUGAAUCCGAAAGAGCAAAGAGUUUUUCUUGAUAUUGCACGACUUUCUGAAAUGAUUUGUCUGAAACUGCAUAGGAUUUUAUCUAGAUACGCUUAUUUUAUAGAUUGUUGUUGUAGCUGACCCGAAUAAAACCUGAUCUAUUGGGGCCAGUUUAAGUACGACCCACUCUUCUUCUAGCUGGAAAGCAUUUGUUGCAUCUGGAUUCAUUAAAUUUGCAACGUGUAAUACCAAACAAAUCCGGUCUCAUGCCUGUAGCCCCAAAGGCCAGUCGGUCUCAUGCCUAGUAGAAAAGGAUAAUCCACUUAAUGAAUGAAUUGGUGUAUAGAACAGGACUAUUCAAUGAAUGAACAUCUCAUUUCUGAUAAACUGAGUAUAUUCCAGUUCAGUCUGCUCAUUUCGUUUCUUAGUAUUUCGAUCUUUCCAAAUCCAUUCACUGUUCUCACAUUCCAUGUUCCUAUGAUGAUUUCUGUUCCUAUGAGGUUAAUACCGCGGUCUGCAGUAGCUAACUUAUCGCCUCCGCCCUGAAGACAAUCUACGGAAAACUCGAUCGUUUUUAUCCUGGGCCUCGAUCGAUCCAGUAUGGAAUUCUGGUUUGUCUUGUUCAUGGGUGAAUCAGUAGGCAUGUAGUUCAGCGGCGCACAUCUCCUCUCCCAGUAUAGAUGGCUGUUGACUCAAAGAGUUCAUCCGCAUUUUAACACAUCUUUUUUGUUCCGCUUGAAUGGUGUUCACGCACCCUCCUCCCCCAAAAAGGGUUGGGAUGCCAGUUUGGUCGCCGGCAUCUCGAUCAUGUAGACAGGUAAUACUGGAUGGCAUGACCACCAUUAGCAAGUCUCGCGACCUAACCUUACAGAUAUAUAUACACUUGUGUAAUUUAUUUUUGUUUAAAAUGAAUCUUUAUAGAUACAUUUUGCAACUAUAAAGAUUUUUAGUUUUUCAGCUUGAUGCAAUAUGAGUACAAAUAUUUGUAUAACUAUAUUAAGAACGGAUUACAUAUAAUACUUUAACGAAAGCAGCUAUGUCGUAUCAUUGUGUUCACUCUAUGUCAUGAGGU
This is a messenger RNA of Rhopilema esculentum, 1923 nucleotides long. The record is from RefSeq and is a predicted model, not a curated record. Lineage: Eukaryota; Metazoa; Cnidaria; Scyphozoa; Rhizostomeae; Rhizostomatidae.